AUGUCGCUCGCAUCCGGUGUCCAGAUCCAGGAUGACUGCAUCACUGCCUUCCAAGACUUCAGCCGCAGCCACGGAAAGACCAAGUACAUCAUCUACAAGAUCGCCGACGACAAGAAGUCGGUUGUCGUAGACUCGGUUGGCAAGGACCAGGACUACGAGGUCUUCCGCAACGAGCUCGCCGAUGCCAAGGACAGCCAGGGCCGUGCCUCUCCCCGUUACGCCGUCUACGAUGUCGAGUACGAGAUUGCCGGCGAGGGCAAGCGCUCCAAGAUUAUCUUCAUCUCCUGGUGGUCCAUGAUCUACGCCAGUACCCGCGAGGUUCUCAAGAACGCCCUCAACGUCGUCACUUCCAUCCACGCCGAUGACAAGUCCGACAUCGAGUGGAAGACAGUCCUGAAGGAGGCCAGCGGUGGCAAGGCAUAG
Messenger RNA from Penicillium crustosum, 423 nucleotides. Its product is annotated as actin-binding ADF family protein. NCBI's taxonomy places the organism in Eukaryota, Fungi, Ascomycota, Eurotiomycetes, Eurotiales, Aspergillaceae. Bases 1 to 423 code for a protein of 140 amino acids. The transcript has 5 exons. Gene Ontology annotation, biological process: actin filament severing; cell motility; actin filament depolymerization. Gene Ontology annotation, cellular component: cytoplasm; actin cortical patch; actin cytoskeleton. Gene Ontology annotation, molecular function: actin filament binding. The record is from RefSeq and is a predicted model, not a curated record.